Molecule: messenger RNA, 585 nt
Organism: Dissoconium aciculare CBS 342.82
Lineage: Eukaryota; Fungi; Ascomycota; Dothideomycetes; Mycosphaerellales; Dissoconiaceae
Exons: 1
Coding region: 1-585 (194 amino acids)
Source: RefSeq, a predicted model, not a curated record
AUGACAACCCCAACAAGCGAACAUAUCUCAACCUCAACCACCACGCCACGAUCUCCACCCACUCCAAGCGCAUCCUCCCACAUUGGCAGUAGCAGCGGCACCAGCAACAUCCUCAGCCCGAGCAGCAUCCACAGCAGCGGCGGCAGCGCCAUCGACAGUCCCCACAGCCCCUCCGAAGCGCCAACGAAAACCACCUCGACUCUCGAGCUCGAAGCCAUAACGCUCCACCUCUACAACCUAGUCGCGACCUCCCAAUUCUCACAUCCAGAUUUCGAGCGAUACAUAGUCCCGGACUUCACCGCGCACGUGGAGCACUCGACGCAGCCGGACGUGACAUCGCGCGAGCAGCUGAUGACGCGAUAUCGCGAGGUCAUCGAGGGCACGCCGAAUUAUCGCACUGAGAUUCAGAGCAUCGCGGCGGACGUCGACGAGGAGAAAGGGACGGCGAUGGUCUGGAUGAAGUUGCGCGUCACGGCGCAGGAGGUGCAGAGACAGAGCGUGACGGUCACGUAUUGGGAACGGGUGAAGGGGUGUUGGAGGUGUCUGAUGCAGGAUGGGAUUCGGGGAAUGGGAGAUGAUGAGUGA